AUGCCUCGCGGGCGCGCGGGCCUCUGGGAGAUGGCGGCGGGCGCGCGGGGGCGGCCGUGGGGCGCGGCAGACCGUGAACAGGAGCCCGGGACCCCGAGCGCAGGACUGGACGUCGCCCGCGGCCUGGAGAACCUGCCGGUGGCCGCCUGGCCCCCGCGCGAGCAGCCGCCGCCUUUCCAGUACACCCCGGAUCACGUUGCCGGACCCGGAGCCGAGGCCGAUCCCAGUCAGAUAACCUUUCCUGGAUGCUCCUGUCUGCAGACUCCCUGCAUCCCAGGUGCAUGCCCGUGUCUGCAUCAUGAGAACUAUGACGACAACGCCUGCCUCAGACACCUAGGCUCGGAGGGUCGGUACGCGCAGCCGGUGUUUGAAUGCAAUGCCAUGUGCCAGUGCAGUGACCACUGCUGUAACAGGGUGGUCCAGAGGGGUCUCCAUUUCCGCCUGCAGGUGUUCAGGACGGACAGAAAGGGCUGGGGGCUCCGCACCUUGGAAUCGAUUCCAGCAGGAAGGUUUGUCUGUGAGUAUGCUGGGGAGGUUUUAGGGUUCUCUGAGGUACAGAGGAGAAUCCAGUCACAGACAGCGCAUGACUGCAAUUACAUCAUUGCCCUCAGGGAGCACGUUUAUAACGGACAGGUAAUGGAGACCUACAUCGACCCCACGUACACAGGGAACAUCGGAAGAUUCCUCAACCACUCCUGCGAACCUAACCUGGUGAUGGUUCCUGUCCGAGUUGACUCCAUGGUCCCAAAGCUGGCGCUUUUUGCAGCCAAAGACAUUCUGCCGGGAGAAGAACUCUCCUAUGAUUAUUCAGGGAAAUUUCUUAAUAUGAAGGACAAUGAAGAUGGACAGAGGCUGGAGAAAGGGGGACCCAGAAAGCCGUGUUACUGUGGUGCCAGGUCCUGUGCUGCCUUCCUGCCGUACGACAGCUCGCUGUUCACCCCUGAGAGCUAG
Elephantulus edwardii (Cape elephant shrew) is the source of this 951-nucleotide messenger RNA. It is a transcript of the gene SETMAR, whose product is annotated as SET domain and mariner transposase fusion gene. The transcript is spliced from 2 exons. Lineage: Eukaryota; Metazoa; Chordata; Mammalia; Macroscelidea; Macroscelididae. Gene Ontology annotation, molecular function: zinc ion binding; histone H3K9 methyltransferase activity; protein binding. Gene Ontology annotation, cellular component: nucleus. The record is from RefSeq and is a predicted model, not a curated record. Bases 1 to 951 code for a protein of 316 amino acids.